Molecule: messenger RNA, 1362 nt
Organism: Suillus clintonianus
Lineage: Eukaryota; Fungi; Basidiomycota; Agaricomycetes; Boletales; Suillaceae
Exons: 13
Coding region: 1-1056 (351 amino acids)
Source: RefSeq, a predicted model, not a curated record
AUGAAGAUUGUGAUUCGAGACACUGCCACUGCCCAGCCUGAUCACUAUAAAAAGCGCUGGAUGAUGGUAGGUCUGCACGAACUCCAUACGCCCCAUCCUGAUAUGGCAUUCAUCGUCUCAAAUGAUCCUGCUUGGUGGCCAUUCCUCAGUGGUAUUCAUUUUGGUAGCUAUUUUCCAGUUGCAUCUUUCGCUGUGGUGGCGUACGAUUGGGCAUUAACAUUCGCACAGGAGUUCGAACUCAUCUGGAGGCGACGCUGGUCCUUCAUGACCGUUCUUUAUAUUUGUAUCCGCUACAUUGGAAUACUGUUUUCUCUCGCCUACGUACUAUUCAGCACCCCAGUCCCGAUGACAGAUAUAGUGGGCAACAUCAGUUAUUUCAUAUGGAUAUUCGCGCCUGUUGUCGCUAAUGCCAUCCUGGGCGCCAUCAUGAUGACUCGGAUACACGCCAUGUAUGGGCGAUCCAGCAAGAUGCUUAUCUUUCUUGCUGCACUCUUGCUGGUUUCCACAAUUUCCGCUGGAGUUGUGGCGAUAAUUGGAAACCUGGGUUAUUCAGGGGGGGAGGCCGUAUUGUCUGGUUACCAUGCCUGUCUUUACAGUCUUGACGCCAAUGGAUUAGAUCUGAGUUAUUUCAUGAUCAUACCCACCGCAAUAUGGGAGAUCCUCGCCUUUUUUCUUGCAGUCCGGAUUGCUAUAAAACGCCUCCGUGAACUGCGACAAUCGCAGAGUGGAUCUACCAUUGGAGACUAUUUCACGGUGCUAAUGCAAAGUCAUAUGUUGUACUUUCUAGCCUUUGUUGUCGCGGCUUGUUUUUAUCUUGGAAAACUGUCUCCAAAUAUCACGUACUCAACUGAUUUCGGAGGUGAUGUGUAUCAUGGCAUUAUCGGGAUUGCCCAGGAGUUCCAGAUGUGUAUACUGGGACCACGUCUGAUCCUCAGCGUUCGUGAAUAUAACGCCAAGCCCGUAGCCAGCUCCGACCCGGGAACACACAUGACGUCGAUUGCUUUCCAGGCUGGUGGAGGUGUGUCGACUGACGGAGUAGCAUUGGAAACCAUCUAAGUGAUCAACCCCGGAUAGUGGGCAGGGGACAUGUAUAUAUUUGAUUUGAGUUUUGUAGUGGUGUUUAAGGAUAGGUGAUUUGAAGGAUAUAUGUAGGAACUUCGUCCUCGUAUUUAUUUUGUGUUCUGGAGGAUAAAAUUAUGUCUGGGCAAUGUCAUGUUACAACUGGCGGAGAUGUGUAACACUGUAAGCCAUCCAAGUAAUCAACCCCGGGUACUGAGCACGGAGUGUGUAUAUAUUUGAUUUGAGUUUCGUGGUGGUAUUUAAGGAUAGGUGAUUUGGGGGAUAUGUGUAGGAGCUUCGUCC